Messenger RNA from Dicrocoelium dendriticum, 2360 nucleotides. The record is from the annotation of a GenBank genome assembly. Lineage: Eukaryota; Metazoa; Platyhelminthes; Trematoda; Plagiorchiida; Dicrocoeliidae.
GCUUCUUCCGCGAUGCCGUUUAUACAGGAGCCGAUCUCUCCGUUUGAAACCAUCAGAUCUAUGAACGCCAACUUGGAUCAAUGGCACGGAGAAAAGAAUGUUACGUUUCAAGAAAAAUUCAAAACCUACAAACAUCAGAUGGAAACAUCCAAUGUUAUCCUAUCCUACUCACACUGGGUCAUGAGUGAGCGUCUCCGUGUGGAAGAUCCACAACUCUAUAACACUUGGUACCAUGAAAUGCAGUCCACGGGCAUCGAAACGCCUGUUCCCAAAUCAACAAGAUCUGCCGUUGAACAACAUGUUCAGCGUAUUACACAUGUAUUGAAACGCGCAGCUGAACACAAUGUCGAUUUUGACGCUUCACCACCACGUCCCUCAACAAGCAUGCAACCGGUAUCCGCCAUUCCAUCGUCGAAAGUACAUGACAUGCUUGAUACCGUACCGCCACAAUUAACACGUAUCCCAGAUGAGCUAUUACAUGAAGCGUCACAAACAGCUGAAUCUGACAAUACGUUUGUACAAGAUAUAGUCCAACGCCUCAACUCCACCGACAACCUGUGGACCUUCAUCUACCGCGGUCCAGAACCUGUUAUCUUGUCAAACCAUCGUAGUAAGGCAAUACUAAUAAAACACGACGACCACUACCACGUCGUCUUUCAAUCUCUGCCACAGCACCUUAACCGAUCGUUACAACACAUUCUACAGGCCUUAUCCAUACCUCCAUCCAAUAUGUUUGAUAUCCUAACUACAAUACAACCAAUUAUUGACUGGUACAGAUUCGCACCAUACUUCGCACGUUCCGGAUGCAGUGUCCAACUUAUCGGUAAUAAGCUCCAACCUCUGGCCUCCCAUACUGAACUAACACCGGUUGACCAAAAGGACUGCGCCCUACUCAACCGAGAUUCUCGACGUAUAGAACACCAAAAGGCAAAGCGCACAAAAUGUACUGAGCUCCUCAAUAAAUUAAUUGACACACACCGAUGCACCCACAUUAAGGAUCUGAAAUGGCGUAUCACACGAAAACAGCGCCUAACCCUAUACGUGGAAUUCGGAAUCCAGUGGGAGAGAACGGCUAAACAAUGCAUCGAAGCAUACAACGUGGAAUUAUUCAAUAGGCAAACGAAUAUCUCCUUUGAGGAAUAUAUCAUGGAGAAUAAUCAUUAUAAUGUGUGCACACACCCACAAGAUCCUUGCACUACUUUCUUUGACGAUUUAUUAAGAGUGAACAAUAUCGACAAGGAUGCAUUUUGUACUGCUAUACACGAAAUCAUGAAUAAGAAGAUUGAUCAGCUCAACACCUUUUGCAUCGAAGGACCCACUACAACUGGCAAAUCUCUACUUUUGAAACUGAUAUCCCAAAACUACCACUGCGGGACUGUUCAAAUGUCUGCAGAUCACUCGCGAUUUUUUCUUCAAAACUUGGUAGAUAAGGCCGUCGCGCUCAUGAAAGAACCACGCAUUACCAUAAAAACGGUUCAUGACUUUAAAGCACUCCUCGGUGGUAAUACAUUUGACAUUCACGUGAAGCAUUCACCUGAUGUGACGUUACUGCGUGUGCCAGUACUGAUUUCAACCAAUCAUAGUCUCGGAAAGUACAUCACAUCUGUCGACGCUGCCGCUAUAUAUGAGUGUUGCCACAAAUUCAAAUUCAAUGUACGUGUAGGCUGUGCGGAACUGCCCGAACCACCGACCACCUUUUGUGCUUGCCAUUUUUCUUUCUGGUAUGGCAACUGGUGGCAAACGAAUCGCGGUCGAUUCGACAUUUGAGGAGGAGACUCCCGGAGAUACAGCACAAUCCACAGCCAAACGAAUCCGAUUCCUGCGAUCUUCCCAUAAUACCACUACCAUCACCAUUACACGUAAGCAAUACCUUACCAUUAACCAAUACGAACCGGCGGAUUCCUCAAGCACAUAUGCCAUUACCUGCCUACCCAUCUCUGCAUUCGAAUUUUUGUUUUUAAUUCAAUCCGAUCAACAGCACGCGGAACCAUUUGCAACUCUACGAGCAGCAUUUUCUCUGUGCACCCUUAACCACGCUACUGUCCACCUAUCACAUUAUAUCCCGCUACGGAAAUCGCCUCAGGGUUUCACGGCUACAUGUAUAUAGCUCAAGACGACACCGGUCUACUCAACACUGUUCUCACUAACGUAACCGAAGCAGCCCUACUAAACUAAGACUGUGAAAUCAACGCUAAUACAUACUGGCAAUUCACUUCCGAACAAGGUCUCCUUGCAUGUGACGAUGUACAAGGGCUAUCCGCAAAUGAAGUCUACUUUAAACGGUACGACUUUGACCAACACCCAGGCUUCCUCACUCGCACACCACUCCUUGUUUCCAAUGGAUACCGAUACAUGCCUGG